Messenger RNA from Scutellospora calospora, 687 nucleotides. NCBI's taxonomy places the organism in Eukaryota, Fungi, Glomeromycota, Glomeromycetes, Diversisporales, Gigasporaceae. The record is from the annotation of a GenBank genome assembly.
AUGUUUAUUGGAAUAACAGGAACCUUCUAUUCUGGACAAGAGACUAUUGUCGAAUGGUUUACUUCAAAUCUUGGAUAUAAAGAAUUACGUCUUAACGAAUAUUAUAACGAACCAGAGAACCUUUUAAAACAUGUCAUAGAGAAAUGGAGGGGAAAUUCCCUAAUUUCUUAUUGCUGGCCGUGGAUGGCCCAUUGGAAAGCCGAUACAAUAGGUGGUGCUCAAUCUAAAGAUUUAAAUCAUUUAUUAACAUUCAUGACCGAAAAUGAUAAGUCUUGGAAUAAAAUUUAUGAAACAAUGACCAUGGCUGAUAUCCCUAUCAUGUAUUCUCCAACGAAAGAUAACUUUUACAAGCAACUUAAACUUUUCAAUACUAAUAUCCCAGAGAUAUUACGACCUCAAAAAGAAAUGUAUUUCAUGAUGUUAUCAGAAAUGGUUGCAAUAAAAUCCAAUUGUAUGAGUCGUAAGGUUGGUUGUGUAUUGACCAAAAACGAUAUAGUAAUCUCAACAGGAUAUAAUGGUACACCAAAGGGUACAAAGAAUUGCAAUGAAGGUAAUUGUGUAUAUUGUAAUAAUCCACAUGUAAGUGGAGAGGGAUUGGAAAAUUGUUUGUGCAUACAUGCAGAAGAUAUUGCAUUGUCAAAAGUCGGAACAGAAGCGAAAGAUUGCAUUCUUUAUUGUAAUACGUGA